Molecule: messenger RNA, 1020 nt
Organism: Amaranthus tricolor (Joseph's coat)
Lineage: Eukaryota; Viridiplantae; Streptophyta; Magnoliopsida; Caryophyllales; Amaranthaceae
Exons: 3
Coding region: 1-1020 (339 amino acids)
Source: RefSeq, a predicted model, not a curated record
AUGGAGAUUGCCCAAAGUAUUAUUCAAGCCUCGGACAUUUGUACACCAGUAGACUCCCAAGGUAAGAAAAGGAAGAAUGAUAAGCCUCAAUCCCAGCCUCAAGUGCCCGUAAAUCAUACUAAAAUGCCUAACCGGCAAGAAUAUGGAGGACCCUCCCGAAUGGGGCCACCAAGAUUUAAUAAGAAUCGAAAGGAGAUUUACUAUGUAGUCCGAUCAGAAUUACCCAACCCACCUCGAGUGACGACGUUGAUGAACAGGAGAAACAUGGAAUUGUGGUGUGAAUAUCACAAAGAACAUGGUCAUACCCUUGCACAAUGUCGAGAACUUAAGAAGGUCCUAGAUUGUUUUGCUGAUAAAGGAAAGUUGGGACGUUUCAUGAACCAAAAUCAACAAUAUCAGCCUAAUCAUCCAAGCAACAGGUCCAUAAAGGACAGUGUCCAUACUCUGAUGAUAACUAUCAAAACCACCGACAAGCCCCCAACCAUUCCAAAAAUGAUUUUUAACGAGAAGAUGGGAAGUCCCAUCCAAUAUCCUCAUGCUGAUCCCAUUGUCUUAACUUUGAAAGUAGGACUAAUGAACGUAAGAAGGGUACUGGUGGACACUGGUAGUACCGUUGACCUCAUCACCAUGGAUUGUCUGAGACAGCCGAAAUAUGAGGCUCAUCACUUAGAACCUCUUGAUACACCCCUAGUGGGAUUUGGAGGAAGUCGGGUUAUCCCACUGGGCAUCAUCGUCUUGCCAGUCCGGUUGGGAGAAAAAGAAAAAGGAAGAUCCCUCCCACUAAAAUUCACCGUCGUUGACAUCCAGUUCCCAUACAACGCUAUUAUGGGCGUUCCCUUGAUUAACAAAGUAAAGGCCGUCAUUUCCACCCAUCAACUUUUCAUUCAAUACGAGAAGGAUGAUGGAACCAUUGGGAUACUUCAAGCAGAUCAAAAAGUUGCACGAGAAUGCCAGGUGAAUACCUUGAAAUUAGGGAUAAAAGCAGGGAACAUGGAUUGUAACAACCCGACUUACCGUUGA